Molecule: messenger RNA, 1539 nt
Organism: Anopheles marshallii
Lineage: Eukaryota; Metazoa; Arthropoda; Insecta; Diptera; Culicidae
Product: G-protein coupled receptor moody
Exons: 6
Coding region: 1-1539 (512 amino acids)
Biological process (GO): G protein-coupled receptor signaling pathway
Cellular component (GO): membrane
Molecular function (GO): G protein-coupled receptor activity
Source: RefSeq, a predicted model, not a curated record
AUGGAUCUGUUGGGCGAUGGCGAAAGUGAUCCGAAGCACUAUUAUCAAGAAUAUGUUCGCCAUUACGAGUAUAACAUCACCAACAAUGGAUCAACUGAUGCCAUCCCACUCUACACCGGAUAUCCACGGGCGCUACUCAACAUCGCAACGGUGACGUGCAUAGCGUACAUGGUUGUUGGCGUUCCAGGCAACCUGCUGACAAUAGUGGCCUUGAUCAAGAGUAAGAAGACGCGCAACGCAACGGCUGUUUUCAUCAUGAAUUUAUCGUUCUCUGAUUUGUUGUUCUGCUGCUUCAAUCUGCCACUGGCCGCGAGCACCUUCUGGCACCAGGCCUGGCUGUACGGGGAUGUGUUCUGCCGGUUACUGCCGAUGAUGCGGUACGGUCUGCUUGCCGUUUCGCUGUUUACCAUACUGGCCAUCACAAUCAAUCGCUAUAUUAUGAUCGGCCAUCAGCGGUUGUAUCAAAGAAUUUAUCGAACGAAAAACCUGUGUCUGAUGGUGGCGUUUACUUGGAUCUUGGGAUUCGGCUCACUGCUACCAACGUGGCACGAGAAAUGGGGAAAGUUCGGUCUGGACAUUGGCAUCCACUCGUGCUCCAUACUGCCCGAUAGUCAACGGCAUUCCCCGAAACAGUUCCUGUUUUUGAUAGCAUUUGCACUGCCCUGUCUAGCGAUCAUUAUAUGUUACGCUCGCAUAUUCUACAUAGUACGAUCGACCGCUCUACGGACCAAAGAUCUGGCAAGCGAAAAUCUGGACGACAACAGCAUGGAGGACGUUUCCAGUGGAGUCAGUAAUCAACAGCAUCCGGGGCUGCAUGUGGGCUCGUCUGCUACGAUCACUCCAGAGAAAGAACACUCGCGUGGACAAAAGGACGAUUGCCCACCUCCAUUAUCGUACAUCAACUUCAGUCAACACACCGAUUGGCACUAUAUCGACUCGAGCACGGAGAAUGAAAUAUUCUGUGGUACAUCAUCGACAGACGAUAGAACGCGCCGGGCAGCUUCGGUAAACACCACGCUCGAUAAGAACAUUGUCGAUCGCUGUGAUUAUGGUGCUCCGAGGAUACCGCCACAAACCGAUGAAGGAUAUCUGGAGAAUAGCAACGUUAAACCUCGAAAUCAACGGUAUGCCACAGCAUCGGGACCGGGCGUACGGCGCAAUGCGAGCAAUGUGAAUGCGCGUAAGCGCAAGAAGCACCUCAACACAUCCGGUGCCUCGAUUAUGAGCGCGGGCAAGAUGUCCGCCAAGGAUCGGAAGCUGUUGCAGAUGAUACUCGUGAUUUUUCUGGCAUUUCUCGUCUGCUACCUACCGAUCACGGUGGUGAAGCUGUUCCGUCCUAGCAUGCAGGUACUGAACGUGGUGUCAUAUUUGCUGAUCUAUCUGACCACCUGCAUCAAUCCGAUCAUCUACGUGGUAAUGUCGCGUGAGUAUCGCCAGGCGUACUCGGAUCUGGUGCUCUGUCGCACGUACGAAAUGGCAAAAAGCAAAUGCAAACAGCAUAAAGCGGCCAAUGUGCUGCGGUUUGCGUCGAAAUGUUAA